UUCGCGACGCAUGCGUCACACGUCCACCCAAGAUGUCUGUCGUUCAGCGCACUCCAGCGGCGGGAUGGCCGAGAAACACCUCCCAGUACGGCGGGCAGUACGGCUCCACCCGCUCCCUCACCCUGGACAGGACCAUCAACCUGUAUCCCCUCACAAACUACACAUUCGGCACCAAGGAGCCCCUGUAUGAGAAGGACAGCUCGGUUCAGGCACGGUUCCAGCGGAUGAGGGAAGAGUUUGACAAGAUCGGGAUGCGGCGGUCGGUGGAGGGGGUUCUACUGGUGCACGAACACGGCCUGCCGCAUGUCCUGUUGUUACAGCUGGGGACCACUUUCUUCAAACUACCUGGAGGGGAGCUGAAUGUGGGGGAGGAUGAAGUGGAUGGGCUGAAGAGACUGAUGAAUGAGAUCCUUGGGCGACAGGACGGUGUCCAACAGGACUGGGUCAUAGAGGACUGCAUCGGCAACUGGUGGAGACCCAACUUUGAACCCCCACAAUACCCAUACAUUCCUGCACACAUCACCAAGCCAAAAGAACACAAACGAUUGUUCCUAGUGCAGCUUGCAGAGAAAGCCCUGUUUGCAGUGCCCAGGAACUACAAGCUGGUGGCUGCUCCCCUGUUUGAGCUGUACGACAAUGCACCAGGCUACGGGCCCAUCAUCUCCAGCCUGCCCCAGCUGCUCAGCAGGUAUCAGCUAAAGUACAUGAACUGAAGAUUCAAUUUCAUCUACAUGUGACCAUCUGCCCCUAGCCGGCCCGGGUAGUUACAGAUCUGAUGGUGUAUUAGGAGUCUAGAGCCAGCAGCUGAUACCACAGCACAGAGGAGGGCAUGCUGACCUUGAGGGAGACACAGCACAGCAGGCAGCAGCCCAUGUCCAACUGCCCACCCACCCUCCACUGUCUCCCCCAACAGGGGGGCUUUGUAACUUUCCCUCUUUUGUUGUCUUUAGCCUUUGUAGUGCAGAGGGCCGAUUCCCCAUUCAUUAGAGACUGUCAGAUGAGGUUUUUGUUUCCAGACUUCCAGUAGUCAAUUAAGUUUUGGUGGGUUCAUUGUUGUUAGAAGAUGAUGUCCAAUUUGCCGCAUUGUGUUUAGUAGCACCCCAUUGUAGAAGUUAUGUCUCCCUGUAGCCACCCUUUUACUUGUCGAGGUACCUUAUUACUCUGUGUUAAGUUUUAUACUGAUGUACGUACAUGUAGUCAAUAAAAACGGCCAGCAAUGGAUGGUCACCCUUCACCUAA
Branchiostoma belcheri (Belcher's lancelet) is the source of this 1239-nucleotide messenger RNA. RefSeq names its product cleavage and polyadenylation specificity factor subunit 5. Gene Ontology annotation, molecular function: mRNA binding. The record is from RefSeq and is a predicted model, not a curated record. Gene Ontology annotation, cellular component: mRNA cleavage factor complex. The coding region runs from base 33 to 713 and encodes 226 amino acids. The transcript is spliced from 7 exons. NCBI's taxonomy places the organism in Eukaryota, Metazoa, Chordata, Leptocardii, Amphioxiformes, Branchiostomatidae.